AUGGCGGAGAAAUCCGUGGCGGGUACCUCCACGACAGGAAAGCCAGCAGUUCUGAUUAUUGGAGGGCUAGGAUAUAUUGGCCGCUUCUUAGCCUUGUACAUUCACAACAACAGCUUAGCCUCAGAAGUACGCCUGGUUGACAAGGUCCUUCCUCAACUGGCCCGUCUUCCGCCCGAAUUUGACGAAGCAUGCCACCCGUCGAAUUUCAUGCAGGCCGAUGCUUCACGUCCUCAGUCGCUAGAUCGAAUCUUUGCUCCUACAAAAGCCAAGCAUUACAGCUAUGUCUUCAAUUGCGGAGGAGAAACAAGAUAUUCGCAAGAUCCAUCCGUAUACCAGCUGCGUAACACCCAAUUGUCCACCAACCUGGCGGAACACUGUGCCAAGCUGGAGUACAAGCCUGCUCUCAUAGAGUUCAGCACAGGCAUGAUCUACAAACCUCCUGGCUCUUCCGCCGUCUCCUCAGGUGGCUGCACCGAGACCGCGCCAUUAAAACCGUGGCUGAAGAUUUCGAAAGCAAAACUGGUAGGCGAAGAGGCUCUCGAGAAGCUCGCACAAAGCGCCGGCCUCCGACAUGCUACCCUUCGCCUUGCCCAUGUUUACGGGCUAUACGACACCGGGUUUCUUUCGCGUGGGCUUUGUCUAGCUCGCGUCUAUCAAAGUCUCGAUAAAGAGAUGAAAUGGCUGUGGGGUAAGGACCUGCGGAUUAACACCGUAUAUGUGAACGAUGUAUGUGCGGCUGCUUGGGCUGCUGCAGGAUGGGCGUCAAUUAACGCCCCAAAUUCGAAGACGACCAUGACGGAUAGAGCGUUCAACAUUGUGGACGACGGCGACACCUCUCAAGAGAGCUUGGCCGAGCAUAUUGCCGCUAUAUUUGGCAUUCAGACGGGCUUUCAGGGGAAUUUGAUCAGUCAAUUUGCGAAGCUGAACCUCGACAGCGUCGUCGACGAUGUCAACGAGGAUAUCCUGCAGCCUUGGGCUGAUCUGAUCAAAGCGAAAGGACUCGAGCAAGGUCAAGGCAGCCCACUCACGCCUUUCAUGGAGAAGGAGCUCAUCAAAGACUGCAAUCUCUGUCUAAACAACAAGCGCGCAAAGAGUAAUCUGCAGUGGAGUCUGCAGAAACCGCGGCUUACACGCGAGGAGCUAAAGGCCAUUAUUGAGAGUUACGAGAGAGUCCGGUGGUGGCCAUGA
Bacidia gigantensis is the source of this 1188-nucleotide messenger RNA. RefSeq lists its product as uncharacterized. The coding region runs from base 1 to 1188 and encodes 395 amino acids. The record is from RefSeq and is a predicted model, not a curated record. Lineage: Eukaryota; Fungi; Ascomycota; Lecanoromycetes; Lecanorales; Ramalinaceae. The transcript has 2 exons.